Vidua chalybeata is the source of this 582-nucleotide messenger RNA. Its product is annotated as zinc finger protein 397-like. Bases 1 to 582 code for a protein of 193 amino acids. Lineage: Eukaryota; Metazoa; Chordata; Aves; Passeriformes; Viduidae. Gene Ontology annotation, biological process: regulation of transcription by RNA polymerase II. The record is from RefSeq and is a predicted model, not a curated record. Gene Ontology annotation, molecular function: RNA polymerase II cis-regulatory region sequence-specific DNA binding; DNA-binding transcription factor activity, RNA polymerase II-specific. The transcript has a single exon.
AUGGAGAGCAGGGAGGACAAAUCCCCGCGGCAGAACCUCGUGGAAGAGGCCGUUUUGAGCGGCUCCACGGUGCAGGAACCCAACGGGGGGGAAAAGCCCUGGAGAUGCCGCACGAGGAGGAGCUGCAAACGCAGAUCACGGGGAUCUGAGGAGGAAAGAACCACCCUGGGCUGGGGAGGCGGCCGGAGAUGGAGCCAGAGCUCGGAGCUGGUGGUCCAUGAGCAGCUCCAGGAUGGGGAGAAGCCCCACAAGUGCUCAGAGUGUGGGAAGAGCUUCAGGUGGAGCUCCCAGCUGAGCAGGCACCAGAGGACCCACAAUGAGGAGAGGCCCUGCGAGUGUGGGGAGUGUGUGAAGAGCUUCAGCCAGAGCUCCAACCUGGUCGUGCACCAGAUGAUCCACACUGGGGAACGGCCCUACAAGUGUUCCAAGUGUGGGAAGAGGUUUCAGACCAGCUCCGAUCUCCUCAAGCACUAUCGGGUUCACACAGAGGAGAGGCCCUUCUGCUGCCCUGACUGCGGGAAGGGAUUCAGGAGGAACUCCCACCUCAUCACCUGCUCUCCUCUCCGGGGAGAGGCCCUAUGA